UACAACAUAAUGGCCUCUUCUUCUACUUCCUCCUUCACAUCAAAGACCAUACCGACCUCUACAUGCAGUGCCAUUGCUUUUCUCCUCAUCUCCUUCAUUGUCAACUUAUCAUCAACAAGUAUGGCAAUGACCACAACAAAAAUGAUGAACAACGACGAUGAAGGUCCUCGGAGUCAUACAGUGAUGUCAGAACCGGUGACGCCAUACCAUCUUCGUAAGAUUGAGGGUGACGAAGAAAGUGGUCAACGUCAUGCUGUGAUGUCAUCGCCGAUGAGGCCAGCACAUCCUCGUAGGGAUGAGGAUGAUGAGGAAGGUGGUCGUCGUCAUACAGUGAUGUCAGAGCCCGUGAGGCCAGGUCAUCCUCGUAAGACUGGGGAUGAUGAAGAAGGUGGUCAUCGUCAUACAGUGAUGUCAGAGCCGGUGAGGCCAGGUCAUCCUCGUAAGACCGAGAAUGAUGAAGAAGGUGAUCGUCGCCAUACAGUGAUGUCAGAGCCGGUGAGGCCAGGUCAUCCUCGUAAGGCUGAGAAUGAUGAAGAAGGUGAUCGUCGUCAUACACUGAUGUCAGAGCCCGUGAGGCCUGGUCAUCCUCGUAAGAUGACCGAAACCAAUUUUAAUAACAAUGGUGGUGACAACGAUGAUGAUGAUGAUGAUGAUGAAAUGAUGUUCAAUAUCCUGCCCAAAGGUGUCAUUGUCCCUCCUUCUGGACCAUCUCAUAGGCACAAUUAGGGUGGAGAUUAUUUACAUAAACCAAUAUUAUAAGGAAUUGGUGAUAUGGACGCCGCAGCAUACAUAAUCUCUAUUUGUGUGAGUACUAGUUAUGGCAUAUAAAUAUUGUAAUAAAGAAAUAAUAUGAGAAAUGUCAUGAUUAAUCAUAUAUAAUUAAAUAGUAUGUGAAGUU
Messenger RNA from Cuscuta campestris, 898 nucleotides. The record is from the annotation of a GenBank genome assembly. Lineage: Eukaryota; Viridiplantae; Streptophyta; Magnoliopsida; Solanales; Convolvulaceae.